Pteropus alecto (black flying fox) is the source of this 3141-nucleotide messenger RNA. Its product is annotated as phosphatidylinositol 3,4,5-trisphosphate 3-phosphatase TPTE2. The record is from RefSeq and is a predicted model, not a curated record. Gene Ontology annotation, biological process: protein dephosphorylation. NCBI's taxonomy places the organism in Eukaryota, Metazoa, Chordata, Mammalia, Chiroptera, Pteropodidae. Gene Ontology annotation, cellular component: cytosol. Bases 16 to 1221 code for a protein of 401 amino acids. The transcript is spliced from 15 exons. Gene Ontology annotation, molecular function: phosphatidylinositol-3,4,5-trisphosphate 3-phosphatase activity; protein tyrosine phosphatase activity.
GCUUUAUUUUUUUUAAUGGAUGUUCUUCUUCAAAUUUUUGUAGAAAGGAUACAACUCUAUUUUUCUGAUACGCUUAACUUCUUAGAUGCUUUCGUAAUUGUGGUGACAUUAUUGGUUAACAUCAUUUACAUUUUUUAUGACUUUGGGUUUCUUAAAGAUAUCCCCAGGUUGACAAUUUUAUUUCGACUUAUCAUUCUGAUAAGAAUUUUUCAUCUGGCUUAUCAAAAAAGACGUCUUGAAAUGCUGACCAGAAGGAUGGUUUCAGGAAACAAACGGCGAUACAAGAAAGGUGGAUUUGAUUUAGACCUCACUUAUGUUACUGAACGUAUUAUUGCCAUGUCAUUCCCUUCUUCUGGAAAACAGUCUUUCUAUAGGAAUCCUAUUAAGGAAGUUGUGCGGUUCCUGGAUACCAAACAUGAAAACCACUAUCAAGUCUACAAUCUAUGCAGUGAAAAAUCUUAUGAUCCUAAGUACUUCCAUCAUAGGGUCCAUCGAAUCAUGAUUGAUGAUCACAAUGUCCCCUCUCUGAGUGAGAUGUUGGAAUUUUCCAAAGAAGUAAACAAAUGGAUGGCUCAAGAUGAUGAAAACGUCGUAGCGAUUCACUGUAAGGGAGGCAAAGGAAGAACUGGAACUAUGGUGUGUGUCUGCCUAAUUGUCAGUGAAAUAUUUAAAACUGCAGAGGACAGCCUUUAUUAUUUUGGAGAACGACGAACAGAUAAAACCUCCAGCACUAAAUUCCAGGGAGUAGAAACACCUUCUCAGAAUAGAUAUGUUGGAUAUUUUGCAGAUGUGAAAAAUAUCUACAAUUUGACUCUCCCUCCAAGAAAAAUACUCACGAUAAAAAAAAUUAUUAUUUAUUCAAUACAUGGCAAUGGAAGUGAUCUAAAAGUACGAAUAAUAAUAAAGCAUAAAGUUGUCUUUUCUGGUUCUGCUUCCAAAAACUGUAGGAUAGUUCAUGAUGUUGAAGCAGACAGAGUAAUAAUUUAUCUAGUCAACUGUCCACUUCUGCAUGAUGAUGUGAAAAUACAAUUUUUCUCUCCGGAACUUCGUAAAUACUAUGACAACUGCCCAUUUUUCUUUUGGUUCAAUACGUCUUUUAUACAAAAUAACAGGCUUUAUCUUCCAAGAAACGAAUUGGAUAAUCCCCAUAAACCAAAAGCAUGGAAAAUUUACCGUCCAGAGUUUGCAGUCGAACUAUAUUUUGAAGAAGUUAUAUUGUAGCUGGUAGUUGAUUAAGUGUAGCUCCUCUUCUAGGAAAGAAUCAUGUUCUUCCCACCCCUUGCUACAUAUUUAUAUCCUCAAAUCCUCUUUUCCUUGCUGGUAUAUUUAUACUUACAUCUAUGUACAUAUCUUCUUGAGAAAUCUAUUAUAUGUAUAUACAAGAGAAAUGUCAGUGGUGUUUUUUCCUUUUUGAAGGAAUAUACUUCACACAGUUUUUAUCUAUAUUGAGAUAAAUUUGGAACACAGAACACAGGAACAUUAUCACUUUUAAGAACUUUGAAAUAAUGCUCUCAUAACAAAAUAAAUCAAAUGUUUAAAAAUUGUCAUCCCCCAAUGCUAUUGGUCUAUUCCAUUUACUUAUAUAUUUUUGGACAAGUAUUUACCCCUGCUUUAUUUCACCAACUUCACCUAAGCUUGGGGAACUCUGUGAAGGUUACCUUUUCAUUGUAAACACUGGUUAAUCCUGUGUCCACAAGGAAUCAUUCUCUUUGGUACCGGAAGCUAUUUUAGUCCAAGUGCCUUCACUGCCACUGUAUCUUAAGGCCAUCGUUGACCUUGAAAACAGUUUUGUCUUCAUUGAAAUUAUCCUUAUUUGAGUGACUUUUUCUCUAAUUGGCAAGGCCCUUAACAACCUAGAUCAAGUUAAAUUCUUCAGGAAAUGAAGGUAACAACUAAGAAGCAGCAGUGACUCUGCUAAAACACAGUAUGCUCGUUCCUGAAAAGCUUUGCACUCUGCAAAAAGGGCACACCAAAGAAACAGUUGGAGUGGGGAAAUGAGGUUUAGGGCUUUGGGACAGACCUCUUCAACUAAGCAACACUGUAACCAGAAUGUUAACCCCUAACAACCCAGAAGGCAGCCCAGACUGGAUGCCACAGUAGGUGUUUUGUUUUAAAGAGAACUAGAACAUAUUGGAUUUGGCUGGUAGGUGCCAAAGUGGCACAGAUAGUAGAGCUCUGAGCCUCCGGAGCCACAAUUGCGGUCACAUGGGAGGGUCGUGCAACCCUAGCAGGUGGCCCGGGUGCAGGUCCUUUUCCUUCCAAAAUAACCCACAAGGGGUCCCAGCUGCCAGCGCAGCUGCCCAACUGAAUGCUUUUUGCUUUCCUGACCCAAGUCAUCAUUCUCUCCCUAAUCUGGCUCCCCCCGGAAGAAAAAAUCUUGGAGGACAUGCUCUCAAGUUCUAUGUUAUGACUACAUUAUUCUUCGUAAUUUGUGUUACAGAAACAUGUGUUGGUGCAGGGCAGGUUGUAGUUUCCUUUAGAAUUCAUGCCCCAGUAACCCACAGAGGACAGAUUAGGCAGCAGGCUUACGUGAAUCGGAAAAAAAAAAUGCUUAACUGGCUCUUUUUCAAUAUCAGCAGCGAGAGGAAACCUUAAUUUAUAACAAUCUUGCUUUUUGAAAUAAGAUUAGAGUUUCUCUUCCCUAACCCUCCAAAACACGUCAGAAUUUCUGACAAUUAUGAGUUACCACACUAUUUUGCUUCCUCUCAUAGAAAGAGAACUUCUUAGGGCCUCUUGGGGGUUGCUUUCUUAGAACCGAAUAUGAAGAAUUCUUCGAACAACUCAAGAAACUUACAAAAUAUAUCAGAAUGAUACUGGUUUUCUUAAACAGGAUUUACUAAACUGGAAUAGAAUUAUCCAAAACUUAAUAGCAAGAAGUUUGAAAAUAGAACGGCGUCCUGCCACAUCAGUCACUCCAUAUCCACAGCCUAAUGGAAGGAGAGAGUAAUUCUAGUGGGCCAAAUUUCAUAACUGUAGUGUAUAUGAAGAACAUGUAUUUUUUGUCUAUUUACCUCUAGUGAAGUUAUUUUACAUCAGAAAUCUUCCUGACGAAAAGGCAAUGCUCAUCGCAAUAAAACCCCCACCUUGAAAUAUUAUACAUAACUCUCAAAAAUUCCUGACAAUUGGUUUCUAGCAUGGCUG